Meira miltonrushii is the source of this 1347-nucleotide messenger RNA. Its product is annotated as GroES-like protein. Lineage: Eukaryota; Fungi; Basidiomycota; Exobasidiomycetes; Exobasidiales; Brachybasidiaceae. Gene Ontology annotation, molecular function: oxidoreductase activity, acting on NAD(P)H. The record is from RefSeq and is a predicted model, not a curated record. The coding region runs from base 183 to 1265 and encodes 360 amino acids. The transcript has 3 exons.
CCGAGCUGUACGGAAUUUAGAAGGGAGGUGCACUUUGCCAGUCUGUCUUUUGAAAGACCGGAUAUAAGGCACACCUGUGGAGAAGACAAGGUUGGAAAGAAGAAGCCGGUGAAAAGUGCAUAAGUAGAGGCUGUUAAAAUCAAUCCUUUCUCCUUCCUUCCUGCUCAUCAUCACCAUUCAUCAUGUCAGCUCCAACUCAAAUGAAAGCUUUAUUCUCGGCUGAAGGCAAGACGGCUAAAGUGCAAGACACUUCCGUGCCAAAGCCAACAGAAGAAGAAAUCUUGAUCAAGAAUGAAGCCGUUACUUUAAACCCAACAGACUGGAAACAUAUGCGCUUGAUGGCUGAGCCAGGUUUGAUUCUAGGAUGUGAUUUUGCCGGUACAGUUGUUGAAACUUCAAAGACUCACAACACCGUCAACAAGGGCGACAAAGUAGCAGGUUUCGUUCAUGGAGGCAAAUACGCCGAUCGUGGCUCAUUUGCUGAAUAUCUCAAAACUGAUGCCAGGUUGGUCGUCACAGUACCUCAAGAUGUAGAAGUGGAACGUGCUGCAAGUGUUGGAGUUGGUGGCUACACUGCUGCUCAAGCACUGUUCCAACGUCUAGGUCUCAACUUACCUUCUCAAACGGCUACCGAACUACCUCAAAUCAGCCCUGAAUCUCCUCAAGUGUUGAUUUGGUCAGGUUCUACAUCCGUUGGUCAAUGGGCAAUCCAACUUGGUCGUGCAGCAGGCUAUCACGUCAUCACUACUGCAUCUCCUAAAAAUCAUGCAAUUUUAAAAAAGAUGGGUGCAGCAGAAGUUUACGAUUAUCGUGAUGAAUCUGUUCCUGAAAAGAUCAGCAAGGGACAUCCUCGUUUGAACGCCGCUUUGGACUGUAUUUCUGAGAAUGGUACCCAAAGCUUGGCUGCUAGAUCAUUGGGCAGCAAAGGCGGAAAAGUGGUUGUCUUACUCAAACCCGAAAAGGAAGCUAUGGAAUUGCGUAAAGAAGUUGAAAUCAUUCAUACUCUUGCUUAUACUUGUUUGGGUAAACCUUUCAGUUAUGGACGUGCAGAGUUCAAGGAAGAACAAGUUCAUGCUGAUCGUGAUUUCAUUAUCAAAUUCGCAAAUGGAAAUCAAGGAAUCUUUUAUCACCUUUUGAAGAACAAAUUGAUUACUGGUAACCGUAUCAAAGUAUUUGGUCAAGGCAAAUUGGACGGUAUCCUGGAAGGUUUAGAUCAACUUGAAAAAGGUCAAGUUUCAGGUGAAAAGCUUGCUUUUACUUUGUAGGCAAACAAAAUCAGUUAAUUUGUAGGAAGUCAUAAUGCCAUGUUUUAUUCCAUAUCUGUCUGUAUCAAAAAGUCAUGAGACC